Messenger RNA from Nestor notabilis (Kea), 3980 nucleotides. It is a transcript of the gene EDC4, whose product is annotated as enhancer of mRNA decapping 4. Gene Ontology annotation, molecular function: protein binding. The record is from RefSeq and is a predicted model, not a curated record. The transcript has 27 exons. Gene Ontology annotation, cellular component: P-body. The annotation marks the transcript as partial. NCBI's taxonomy places the organism in Eukaryota, Metazoa, Chordata, Aves, Psittaciformes, Psittacidae. Gene Ontology annotation, biological process: deadenylation-independent decapping of nuclear-transcribed mRNA.
GUUUGGUGAAUGAGAACCAGAGACCAUCAAAUUCUUAUAACGGAGAUCUGAAUGGACUGCUGGUGCCUGACCCCAUCGUGGCUGGAGAUGUACCUUCUCUGGCUAAGCCAGUGCAUCGCACUAUUUCUCUGGGAGCCCUGCAGGAGAAACAAGUCAUCUGCCUUUCUGGUGAUGACAGUUCCACUUGCAUAGUGAUAACAGCAAAAGAUGUGGAGGUAGUAGCCAGCAGUGAUUCCAGCAUCACCAGUAAGGCCAGAGGGAGUAACAAGGUGAAGAUACAGCCUGUUGCUAGAUAUGACUGGGAGCAGAAGUACUAUUAUGGCAAUCUGAUAGCAGUUUCAAACUCGUACCUGGCUUAUGCCAUUAGAGGUGCCAGCAAUGGCUCUGCUAUGGUGCGGGUCUUGAGUAUCAGCGCUGCUGAGAGGACCUUGCUGAAAGGAUUCACUGGCGGUGUGGCAGAUCUGGCUUUUGCUCAUCUCAACUCCAACCAGCUGGCAUGCCUGGAUGAGGCUGGCAACCUUUUUGUCUGGCGCCUGGCCAUGGAUAAAGAAAAAAUACAAGAGGAGAUCCUGGUUAACAUCAAGCGGCCUGACAAUACCCCAUUGAACACCUCUCGAAGAAUCAUCUGGUGCCCUUUCAUCCCGGAUGAUAAUGAGGAGAGUGGUGAAGAAGGAAGUCAGACAUUGGCGUUGCUGCAUGAGGACAGGGCAGAGGUGUGGGAUUUGGACAUUAUCCGAACGAACAACAGCUCCUGGCCAGUGGAAGUGCCUAAUAUCAAAGAAGGCUUCAUCGUAGUGAAAGGCCACAGCACGUGCCUGAGUGAGGGAGCACUUUCUCCAGAUGGAACUGUGCUGGCCACAGCAAGCCAUGACGGUUUUGUCAAAUUCUGGCAGAUCUAUAUUGAGGGUCAGGAUGAGCCAAGGUGUCUUCAUGAGUGGAAACCCCAUGAUGGUAGGCCUCUUUCCUGCCUACUCUUUUGUGACAAUCAUAAAAAACAAGACCCAGAGGUUCCUUUCUGGAGAUUUCUCAUCACAGGAGCAGAUCAGAACAGAGAACUGAAGAUGUGGUGCACUGUGUCUUGGACCUGUCUGCAGACUGUCCGCUUUUCUCCUGACAUCUUCAGCUCCAUGAGUAUUCUUCCCAGCCUGAAAGUCUGCCUGGACCUCUCAGCUGAAUAUCUGAUACUGAGUGAUGUGCAAAGAAAAGUUUUGUAUGUGAUGGAGCUGAUGCAGAACCAAGAGGAGGGCAAAGCUUACUUCAGCUCCAUCUCAGAGUUCCUCCUUACCCACCCAGUCUUAAGCUUUGGCAUCCAGGCAGUGAGCCGCUGUCGGUUAAGGCACACUGAGGUGCUCCCACCAGAAGAGGAAAGUGACAACUUGAGUGUAGAAGGUGCUCAGGGAGCUGGGGCUGUUGAAUCAGCAGCAGGCGUGCUGAUAAAACUCUUCUGUGUGCACACCAAGGCUCUACAGGAUGUGCAGAUUAGAUUUCAGCCUCUUCAUAGCCCUGACACGAAUGCAUCCAUGCCUUCCCAUGGCUCUCAAGAAGAAUUUGCCUUUCCAGACCACAUGGCUGAUCUAAGCACAGAAGAGCUGGGAUCAGAAAAAGGAUCAGUGCAUGGCUCUCAACCAGACCUGCGACACAUUGCUGAUCUGCCUGUGCCAGCAGACUUCCUUUCUCUCUCAAAUGAUGCCAAACCUAAGCUGAUGACUCCAGAUGCAUUCAUGACACCGAGUACAUCGCUUCAACAGGUUGCUGUAUCUCAAGGCAGCACUGUCAGUUCCCUGACUACAGUCACAGCCAUGAGUAGCACUUCUGUCACAGAUGCCUCUAUGCCCAGGCCAUCAGAAGACUUGACUGUGAGCCCCAAGAUGCAGCUGGACACCAGCCUCACACUGAGUAGCAGUAGCAGCGGUCUCCAGACUAGUCCUAGGAGCCAUUCAGUUCUUAUCCCAGGCCUUUCUGACAAGCUGACACCAAAGGCAGCUAUUCCAGUCCCACCGGGAAACCCUUCUCUAGCACUGGAACUGCAGGAGGUGGAGCCUUUGGUGAUGCCCCAGGCUUCUCCCACCCGUGAGCGCUCACCAGACGUCAUUUCCUCUGCUUCCACAGUCAUGUCCCAGGAUAUUCCUGAGAUUGCUUCCGAGACCUUGCAACGCAGCUUUGCGGCAGCUCCCUCUGGGCUUCCUGUAGAGGUGCUGGAGCCCAGCCAUCACGCAGACAGUAUGGCAUCCGCUGCCUCAGCCUUGCAUUUGCUGUCUCCAGGCACCCGGCACAAUUCCGAGCAUAGCCAGCACUCGUUGGACAUGCCUCCAGUGGAGGUGGACAGGCUGAAUGCUCCAUCAUUACUGGAGACUGCUUUAACUCAGGAAAAUGCAUCUUCUGACAGUGUUGUGAGUCAGCCAUGGCCAGCAGCUCCUGACAUAACCAGAGAAACCAGGAACACCAUGGCAGACAGCCCAAGGGAUGAGGUUGAAGAAAAGCACAAGACUUCUUCCUAUCAUCGACACAGCUACCACCUGCUGCAGCAUGACAGCCAGGAUGCUAGUGCAGAACAAAGGGAUGUGAACCAGUCACCAAGAUCAUCUAACAACCUGAUGACACCAGAGUUCCAGGAGGAGGUGAUGUGCAUAUUGAGGAGGCAACAGCAGGAGCUCUCUUGGCUGCGUCAGAACCAGAUGGAUCUGGUGCAAAGACUCAUGGAUCACAUUAAUACUAUUCAGAGCAACGUUAUGGGCCACAUGGAGAGGCUGAUUAACUCCCAGCAGGAGCAGAGCCAGAGAAGACUAGACCGACUGCUGACGGAAGUACAGCAGCGCAAUGGGCAGCUCCAGGAGCAUCUGUCUCAGCAGCUCUCUCAAUCCCUUUCCACUGUGGUAUGUAACCGUCUGGAGAGGACCGUUCGUGAGGAGAUGAAGAAGACUGUACCCCAGUGCAUUUCCAAGAGCAUGGACACUAUUGCUGGCCAGCUAAAUAACACUAUUGCUGCCAAGCUCACUGCUGUUGAGGGGACACUGAAAGAAAAUAUCGCCAAGCUAGUGAAAUCAAAGAACCUUACAGAUGCUGUUGUGAGGACUAUGACUGAUACUCUGCAGGGGCAAAUCCAGUCAUCUUACAGAGAAGCAUUUCAGAGUGUCGUGUUGCCAGCCUUCGAGAAGAGCUGCCAGUCCAUGUUCCAGCAGAUUAAUGACACCUUCAAGCAGGGUACGCAGGAAUAUGUCCAGCAGUUUGAGGCUCACUUGAAGAACAAGAAUGUACGAGAACAGGAGGCCCAGGACCUGCUGCUGAGUCAGCUUCGACAGCUCACCAGCACCUUCCAGAGCACCACGGAGCAGCUGGCUUCCUCUAUCACAGCCAGCGUCCAUGCUGAGGUGGAACAUCAGCUGCGCAUCUUUGUGGGCAACAUGCAGGAGUCCACUUUGGCCCAAGUACAGCGAGUCAUUAAAGAAGAAGUGAGCCUGGCUAUGAAGGAGCAGCAAGCAGCAGUCACCUCAAGCAUCGUCCAGGCAAUGCGCUCAGCAGCUGGCACUCCAGUCCCUUCCACUCACUUGGAUUUCCAGUCUCAGCAAACUCACAUUCUCCAGCUGCUCCAGCAGGGACGCCUCAACCAAGCCUUCCAGCAGGCUCUAACAGCAGCUGAUCUCAACCUUGUUCUGUACGUGUGUGAGACUGUGGAUACUGAGCAAGUAUUUGGGCAGCAUCCAUGCCCACUGUCCCAGCCUGUGCUGCUCUCUCUCAUUCAGCAACUCUCCUCUGAUUUGGGUACUCGUACGGAACUGAAGUUGAAUUACUUGGAGGAGGCGGUGAUGCAUCUGGACCACAGCGACCCUAUCACCCGAGACCACAUGGGGUCAGUCAUGAACCAGGUACGGCAGAAGCUCUUCCAGUUCCUGCAGGUGGAGCCCCACAACACGCUGAGCAGGCCUGCCCGUCGCCUCACAAUGAUACUCCAGGGCCUGCUCGCUCUGGAGCAGAUCCAGUAG